AUGCUAUCAACUACUCUAGUCGCCUCAGUGUUUGCCGGCCUCGUCGGCGCGCAGAGCCGAUCCGCCAUGGCUCUCACUCCUUCCAGUGACUGGUACGGUGUCGAUGGGAACUGGUCGACGAUUGAACUCCAGGUCGGCACGCCUGGACAGUCUGUCAAUGUCCUCGCGAGUACGUCUUUGUCUGAACUUUGGGUCAUUGGGCCCGGUGGCUGCCUUGGAAAUGAAUCUAUCUGCAACGCCCGAGGCAACGUUUUCACGAUUGCCCAGUCUAAAUCCUGGAAGCCUCUGGGCGCAUGGCAGCUUGGCCUUGAUUACCUUGGCUAUGGCGGAAAUGGCGAUUACGGCCUGGACAAGCUGUCAUCCACAUUGUUGACGGGCAGCACAAUGCGUAUGGACAACAUGAUCACCGCAUCAAUCAACAGUACCAAUUUUUACCUGGGAUACCUCGGGCUUGGCAUCACCAAAGGAAGCUUUGGCAACUCGGUCGCCGAUUCACCCCUCACACAAGCGGUCAAAAAUUAUGGUUGGAUUCCCAGUUACAGCUACGGUUACACUGCUGGUGCAUACUACAUGGGUGCUUCUGGUACGCCUUGUUCAGUGACACUAGGAGGUUACGAUGCGAGCCGAUUUGUGCCGCAUAAUGUCAACUUCACUCUGGACCCCAGCGAUGGGCUUCCUAACGCUCUUGUUCGUGGCAUCGAAGUGUCGGCCGGUCAAGACAAGGCGCUGCACGCUGGUUGGAACACCACCACGAGGAUUUUGUCCAACAUGUCAACCUCGUUCAGUGCCACGAUCGAUAGCUCAACACCCUAUCUUUGGCUGCCGGACGCCGUUUGCAACCAGUUCGCAGAAGCCUUCAACCUGACGUACAAUAGAACGUUCAACCUCUAUACUGUCACCAACGAACAGUAUGCCGACUUCAAGUCCGGCUUGUCAUCUUACUCAUUCACCUUCUCUUUUACCAGCCAUGACAACAGCAACGAUUCUGGUCAUCCCCUCACAGUUCCCGGCGUUGUCAACAUCACCAUCACCGCGGCAGCCUUCGCCCAAGUCCUGCGGUACCCCUUCCAAGGCGAGACGAUCGGAUUGGGCGAACCACCUGUUCCCUACUUCCCACUACGAAGAUCAUCUAACUUGACGGACACGUUCAUCAUUGGGAGAUCAUUCCUCCAGGAAGCAUACCUGAUCACCAAGUAUGACACUGGCGUCUUUUCUCUCCACCAAGCACUCUUCCCAGAUGAGCCGCUGCAGUCUCUGAAGCUGAAGAACAUUGCACAACCAAACGACAGCCCUUUAGCACGACCGCCUGCUCAGGUGAACUCGCAAGGUGGUCUCUCGGCGGCGGAGAUGGGCGGUGUUGCGGCGGGGGUUGUCGCGGCAUGCAUGAUCAUAUUCGCUUGCUGGUACUUUAACCACCGCCGAAAGAAGGUGAGGACCACAACCAGAGUAUUGGAGGAUGGAAAGGACGCCGCCUCGUCGACUACACCCGACCUACCAAGGAGCCCCGUGGCCAAGAUGUUCACCAAAAUACUGGGCAGAAAGAAGACCAAAAAAGCAUCUGCAAACGAGGCCAUGGGAAGCACUUUACAACCUGCAGAAAUAGCGGCUGACGCUAACCAAGCCGUGUACGAACUGCCAGUGCCUGUAGCCCCAGUCGAGCUGAAUGGCGACGACGGUAAGUCGGUUCUCGAGCACAACACAGUGUUGGGGACAGACGAUACUCAAAACAUCGACACAUACGAACUGGCCAGGAGAAACGUGGAAAUUCAGCUUCGAGGCCCUUUGCCGGCAUACACCCCUCCUGAAAACCCCUCAGAUUUCCCGCCCACAGAGAAAGCGAUACGAGAUAUGAGUCCUGCAGUAACCUCUUCGCCUGGUGAAAUUGGGCCCGUGCCGUCUUCGUUGCCGGCGUCUCCAUCUUCCCCGUCGUCUCCCGUAUCCUGCGACAAGUCGUCGUCAACCCAUGGUUCAUUACCGUCGCCAAUGAGCUCCCGCGCAGGGGAAUGGUCAAACCGCAUGUCGGAUCUCUCGUCCCCGUCGAUGGAGGCCACGUCGUACCACUCGCAUACUUUCACGGUCAGCAAUGCCGGAAACACCGUUCCGCAGCCUACCCCUCCCGAGAGCGAGACCUUGACGUCGAGCUCGCCAAACUUCUCAAACACAUCGCCGUCCAUUCUUUAUCCUGCCCUUCCCGCCUCUCCUCUUCCGACUCACCAAAGGACACUAAUCGAUUCUUCCAAUGUGGUCUGCCUGGGCCCCUUGCCGGAGCACAUCUCCAUUCCAGGGCCCCGGACGAUUCCCGCCCCACUGACGUACCGUCAAGGCAGCAGCAACAUGGACGUCGUUGUUCCCCAGGUUCUGGACGCGAGUCGAGUUUCAACCGACACCCUGGGAAGCAACUGGACCGAGUUCGAAGAGGAGCUGAUGGCGCAAGAGCUGACAGGGCAAGUGACUCUCCAAGAGAGCAUCAGAAGUCGCGAAGAGGAGUCGGACUCCUUAAGAAGCCUGCAUCGUCUCGACGGUUCUGAGUUCAUUCACAUUCCUCAGCCGGCGGAACGACGUUACAGCUGGGAGCGUUGA
Messenger RNA from Colletotrichum higginsianum IMI 349063, 2580 nucleotides. Its product is annotated as Eukaryotic aspartyl protease. Gene Ontology annotation, molecular function: aspartic-type endopeptidase activity. Gene Ontology annotation, biological process: proteolysis. The transcript has 4 exons. The record is from RefSeq and is a predicted model, not a curated record. Bases 1 to 2580 code for a protein of 859 amino acids. NCBI's taxonomy places the organism in Eukaryota, Fungi, Ascomycota, Sordariomycetes, Glomerellales, Glomerellaceae.